AUGGAUGAAGCCGCCUCCAGUGCAACGAGCCCCGUGUCCCUGGAAGUGAACAAGCAGAGGAUGGAGGCCCAAUGGGACGGGCAGCCCUUCAUCCCUCUGGCGGGCCCGGCUCACAGGACAACCUCUGGGAAUCCGGUGCCUUUCAACUGCACCACUGACUCCUUCGGCUCCUCAGACUUCAGUGUCACCUGGAUGAAGGACAGAGAUGAGCAUCCAGCCUCAGCUCAGCACCUGGUGACCGGCGACAAAGGCAAUUACUCCGUCACCGGUAAGGCUGACAACGUGUACUCCCUUGUCCUCUGCCAAGUCAAGCACAGGUCCACACUGGUUUCCCAGAAAACCAUCCAGCUAGACCAGUACCUCCAUGAUAAGGACAUUCUCUUUGUCCAGACGGGAGUGGCAGGUGAGAAGGAGCUGCAGGUGAUUCAGCCUGAGAGGUCAGUUUCAGUUGCAGCAGGAGAGAUGGCCACUCUGCACUGCGAAGUGACCUCCCUACUCCCCGUGGGGCCCUUCAAGUGGUUUAGGGGCACAGGGCCAGGCCGAGAGUUAAUCUACAGUCUCAAAGGAGGCCCCUUCCCUCGAGUAACAAAUGUUUCAGAUACUACAAGGAGAAACAACACGGAUUAUUCCAUCCGCAUCAGUAACAUCACCCCAGCGGACACCGGUAUGUAUUACUGUGUGAAGUUCCAGAGAGGAAGCCCUGACGUGGAGGUUAAGUCUGGACCAGGCACUCAUCUCACUGUGAGUGCCAAACCCUCUCCUCCUGUGGUAUCAGGCCCCGCAGUGAGGGUCACACCUGAGCAGACAGUGAGCUUCACCUGCAAAUCCCACGGGUUCUCCCCCAGAAACAUCUCCCUGAAAUGGUUCAAAAAUGGCAACGAGCUCUCAGCCUCCCAGACCAACGUGGAACCAGAGGGAAACAGCGCUUCCUUCAGCAUCUCCAGCACAACCAAAGUGGUGCUGGCCCCGGGGGACAUUCGCUCCCAGGUCAUCUGCGAGGUGACCCACAUCACCCUGAAGGGAGACCCUCCUCUUCGUGGGACAGCCAACUUGUCUGAGACCAUCCGAGUUCCUCCUACCUUGAAGAUUACCCAACACCCCAUGGCGGGGAACCAGGUGAAUGUCACCUGCCAGGUGAACAAGUUCUACCCCCAGCGCAUACAGCUGACCUGGUUGGAGAACGGAAAUGUGUCCCGAAUGGACAUGGCCUCGACCCUCAUAGAGAACAAAGAUGGGACCUUUAACCGAACGAGCUGGCUCCUUGUGAACUCACCUGCCCACAGGGAGGCUGUGCUGCUCACCUGCCAGGUGGAGCAUGACGGACAACCGGCGGUCACCAAAAACCAUACCCUGCAGGCCUCUGCUCCCCAGAAGAACCAGGAUGCAGAUGAACCUCUUGGUGAGGCCUCCACUCCAACUGACCCAACUCCCUCCUGGCUAGCUGUGGAGCGCUAG
Messenger RNA from Physeter macrocephalus (sperm whale), 1455 nucleotides. RefSeq names its product signal-regulatory protein beta-1-like. Lineage: Eukaryota; Metazoa; Chordata; Mammalia; Artiodactyla; Physeteridae. The coding region runs from base 1 to 1455 and encodes 484 amino acids. Gene Ontology annotation, cellular component: plasma membrane. Gene Ontology annotation, biological process: positive regulation of phagocytosis; positive regulation of T cell activation. The record is from RefSeq and is a predicted model, not a curated record. The transcript has 7 exons.